AUGGCCGAAACUUUUCCAACAAUUCCACUAUACAUCUUGAUCAUCUACUUGUUCAUCUCGUCAAUCGUAAGUUUUCCGAACUUUUUUUGCUUCUGAAAAUUCCAGGAAAAUGUAUUUGUAUUCAUUAAUAAAAAUACAUUCUCAUUUUCACUUUUUAAGAUACUGUACCUAAUCCCAUUAGUACAUUUCUUUGAAAAUAACAAAUUAUGCAGAAACUUCUUAUUAGAGAUUAAGGGACUGAAAUGUUCUGUUGAACUUUUGCUGUAAGUAUGUGACUUUGAUACUAAACGUCAAAUGAAUUUGAUUGACACAUGUUCAAAUUAUCAACCUGUUCUAAUUUUGUGUGUGGGGUAAAUAAAACAGGGAAGUUCAAUCUUCGAAUGAGAUCAUUUGACCUAUGAAAAUCAAAAGGGAAUUGGGCAAACUGGUUUUUUUUCUGAAAAUGACAACAAUUAGAAAAUGUGGGUAUAUUUCAGCGCGCGUUUAAGAUGAUCUCAAAAUGUUUCAAAUUUUUUUGAGACUAACCUGAUUGCUUCAAGAAUCAAUUUCUAACUGAAAACUAUCGUUACAAUUUUCAAUAAUGUCAAAUUUGUUAUCUUUGUAAUUAGGAAAACAAACAUGAUUUAUGGUGUAGAUUCAGAAACUACAUUUUUGGAAUUCUAGAUUAUCUGAAAAAUUCGCUAUUUUGAAAAGAUACCAGUUUUUGGAAAAAUUUUAAAAGUUCAAUUUUAUCAUUAUUAUUCACUGGUACUUCCAAAUUUAAUAUUUUUGUUUCAGUAAUGUCAAGUUCAUUAUCUACAUAUUUCUGAAAAUCAUCAUGCAUAAAUUCCAACUUUUCAUUUUUUGAAUUCUAGAAUUUCUAGCAACUACCUUUUUCUUAAUUUCCCACUCUCUAUUUCAAAAAAAGUUCAAAACUUUAAUUCUGCAAAUAAAUUUUAUCAAUAAAUCUUUGUUUGUACUUCCAGAAUAAAAAAACUAAAGACUGUUUGUGAAUAACAGCAAAAAUAUAAAUCACUUGAUACAUAAUUCGAUAUAACCAGUUUCAAACUACACAACCAAAACACAAAAAUUCUUUUGUUUAUCAUGACAAUAAUUGUCAGAAUAUUAUCAAAUCGGGGAAAAUUCCAGGCAUCGUCAUGGCUUUGUGUUCAUUUCACCGAAUUGAUCGCAAUUUCAACGGUUCAAAGUCAAAUGUGGUUUUUCUUGUCAAUCUUCUUGACCAACAACAUCUUCGCAACUGUUGCCGCGUUUGUUUAUUGGCUCCUCGUUGAACGUCAAGAAAAAAUUGUCAGCGAAAGUGAAGUUGGAAUCCAAAAAAGCCAGAGGUAAUUUUUUUCGUCUCAUAUACAAAAAAGAAGAAAAAACAACAAGAAUGUGCAAAUGCAAUUGUUUAUUUUUUUUCUUGUUCCAGCUCAACUUCGGUGAACGCUGCUUCAAUCAACGAAAUUGAGCCAUCAACCCCAAAAAAACCAUACAAUAUGCUUGUUUCAUAUUACGAUAAUAUCAACUACGACUUCAAAUCCGAAGAAAAAGCAUCUUUAAUCUAA
Caenorhabditis angaria is the source of this 1547-nucleotide messenger RNA. Lineage: Eukaryota; Metazoa; Nematoda; Chromadorea; Rhabditida; Rhabditidae. The record is from the annotation of a GenBank genome assembly.